Molecule: messenger RNA, 875 nt
Organism: Coffea arabica (coffee)
Lineage: Eukaryota; Viridiplantae; Streptophyta; Magnoliopsida; Gentianales; Rubiaceae
Molecular function (GO): fatty acyl-CoA hydrolase activity
Source: RefSeq, a predicted model, not a curated record
CACUGAUGCCCAUUCCCUUCAUUUCGUUUUAUUUUCCUCAAUCCAAACGGCGCCUUCGGACGGCCUUGACUAGCAAAUCGGGUGAUUGCGUUAUAUUGAAGACAAUCAUGGACUCGUAUGCCAUACUCCUGCCAGAGCUCAGAUAGGACCCAAAAUGGAGAACGCCAGGGAAUCUCUUCAGCUAGCCAAGGAAGAGUCCGACCGCGUAUCCCAACUCACCUUCCCUCCUCACCGACCCCAUCUCGAUUCUAGCUUCUACGAGUAUUACGCCCUUCGCGGUAUCCGAGUCGACCGAGUCGAAGCUGGCUACGUUUCUUGCACUUUCAAAGUCCCUUCUCGCCUCAUCGAUAGGAAUGGAAAUUUGGCAUCAGGGGCGGUGGCCAACCUAGUGGAUGAAAUGGGUGGUGCUUUGGUCCACGUGGAAGGACUCCCCAUGAAUGUUUCAGUGGAUAUGUCCAUUUCUUACCUCUCAACUGCCAAACUUGAUGAUGAAUUGGAGAUUGUCUCGACACUUUUAGGUCGAAAAGGUGGUUAUUCUGGAACGCUUGUGAUCGUGAGGAACAAAUUAACAGGAGAGCUUAUUGCCGAAGGCCGACAUUCACUGUUUGGUAAACAUGCAAGCAAAAUGUGAUGUUAUGAUCACUGGAUGUAUGUAAUACAUGCAGAAACUUUUAUUUUGACAUCAGGGACAUGUUUCUACUUAGAUAAUGAAAUUUAUAAUUGCAUGUUAGCAAUAAGCGUUCAUUUUGAAAUUUGAAAGAAACUGGUGGAGAUUUAAAUCUUUUAAGUUUUAGUUGCCUUUUGUGCUUAUGUACAGAUCUUCCUACAAGUUUGCAUCUAGUUGUUAAAUAUACUUGAAUUUUGAAUCUGCUGUA